GAUCCCAACACAAUGGCAGAAGGUGUAAGCUCUCAAAAAGAUAGCUUUCCUGAAACUCUUCUUGACCCACAACGACAAUCACUUAUGGUUCCAGAGAACACCACAAACAACAACAACAAUAUCAUGGAUAACCAUUUGGUGAAAGAGGUCAUUGAUGCCUCUCCCUAUCAGCAAUCCACCUGGGACCCUAAUGUUCAAGAAUUACAAGAUAUGAGCUAUGCCAACCACCAAGAACAACAAUUUCAGCAUAUUGAUGCACAAAACUACUGCCAAAGCUACAACCCUUCUUCCAUACUGGACCCUUCUUACCCUUCACCAGAUCUCCUAAACUUUCUCCACUUGCCCACAUGCUCAGCUUCAUCUUUACUCACUAAUCCACCCAACAUUUGUAUCUCAAACCCAACUCAGAGGACACCCAAUUUCCAGAACUCAAUGACCUUUCUAGGAGAACUUCCAAUGGGACCAGACAACACAAGUGCCUCCUCAGUUCUAUAUGAUCCUCUAUUUCAUUUGAACCUGCCUCCACAGCCUCCAGCCCUCAGAGAGCUGUUCCAAUCUCUCCCCCGAGGCUACAGGUUGCCAACCAGCUCCAGGGACGAUUCACUUUUCGGUGGAGGCGAUGAGAUGGAGGGAGAUGGGAGUCAGCUUGACAUGGGAGUGCUGGAAUUCAAUAGGGGCACAACUUCUGUUGGCAAAGGAAGGGAAGGAAAAGGUGCCAAACCUUUUGCAACUGAGAAAGACAGAAGAGAGCAGCUGAAUGGAAAAUACAAAAUCUUGAGGAGUCUUAUCCCUAGCCCCACCAAGCCUGAUAGAGCCUCUGUGGUGGGUGAUGCCAUUGAUUAUAUAAAAGAGCUGAUUAGAACAGUCAAUGAGCUCAAAUUAUUGGUGGAGAAGAAAAGACAUGAGAGGGAGAGGUGCAAGAGGCCAAAAAAUGAAGAGGAUGCUGAGGAAAGCUGUAACAUCAAGCCUUUUGGUGAUCCAGAUGGGUACAUAAGGACCUCAUGGCUACAGAGGAAAUCCAAAGAGAGUGAGGUCGAUGUCCGGAUCAUCGACGAUGAUGUCACAAUUAAAUUCUUUCAGAGGAAGAAGAUUAACUGCCUGCUGUUUGUGUCAAAGGUUCUGGAUGAACUUCAAUUGGAACUUCACCAUCUUGCAGGUGGACAUGUUGGUGAAUAUUGGAGUUUCUUGUUCAAUAGCAAGAUAACUGAAGGCUCAUCAGUUUAUGCAAGUGCCAUAGCCAACAGGGUGAUUGAUGUUUUGGACACUCAAUAUGCUGCAGCAGUUCCACAGACAAGUAGCUAUUAG
Lotus japonicus is the source of this 1305-nucleotide messenger RNA. RefSeq names its product transcription factor bHLH91-like. Gene Ontology annotation, biological process: anther wall tapetum development; regulation of DNA-templated transcription. The record is from RefSeq and is a predicted model, not a curated record. Gene Ontology annotation, molecular function: protein dimerization activity. Bases 13 to 1305 code for a protein of 430 amino acids. Lineage: Eukaryota; Viridiplantae; Streptophyta; Magnoliopsida; Fabales; Fabaceae. The transcript is spliced from 3 exons.